Cherax quadricarinatus is the source of this 6845-nucleotide messenger RNA. Lineage: Eukaryota; Metazoa; Arthropoda; Malacostraca; Decapoda; Parastacidae. The record is from RefSeq and is a predicted model, not a curated record.
AUGGACACGAGGAAUGGAGCAUCAGUUCACAUACCAGAGGAUGAGUCGCCACCAGUGUUGGAGAUACCAUCGGAGCGACGCGCCCGCCGACGCUCGCACUAUGUCGUAUACGUUACUACCUUCGUCAUGUCCAUCGGCUUCUCCAUCGUGUUGACGGGCGUGUGGCCUUACCUGCAACAACUGGAUCCUGGGGUGUCAAAGGAGUUCCUUGGAUGGGUGAUCGCAGCUAAUCCUCUAGGGCAGAUGCUGAUCUCUCCCCUGCUCGGCUACUGGGGCAACAAAGCCAAGUCCAACAGAGGUGCCUUCCUGUUUACAUUGGUCACCUUCACUAUAGGCAAUGGCAUUUAUGCCAUUCUUAGUGUGUUUGGAUCUUCAGCACGGAUUGUCAUGAUCUUGUCUCGCUUUCUUGUGGGCAUGAGUUCAGCUAACAUUGCUAUAGUGCGGUCCUAUAUAUCUGCUUCCACUACCACAGCUGAGAGAACAACCGCAGUUGCAUUAACAUCAGCUGCACAAGGCCUUGGAUUUAUUAUUGGCCCUGCUAUACAGACUGCACUAGCUGUAGCCUUUGCUCACAAUACCUCCAGCUUCAAGAAUUCUACACUCUCUGGUGAAGGCAAAGUAGAAGAAGCAGUGACAGAGGAAGUGUGGGUAGAGUGGAAUAUGUAUUCAUCAACUGGUUGGAUUGGUGUUUUUCUUGGACUUAUAAACUUCUUCCUCUUCUUCCCAUGUGUUUAUCAGGAAUGCCCAAUUGCAGCCAGAGAAGCAAUGCUCCAAAAGAGAAUGUUAAAGGAUAACAGCACAACACUACCAAAGCCAGAUUAUGUGUGUGUGAUUGGAGUACUUUUCUCUUUUUUCAUUUUUCUCUUUAUUUAUGUAUUAUUGGAAACUAUUAUUGUACCUAUGUGUAUUGAUCUGUAUGCCUGGUCAGACGAAAAAGCUAUAACUAUUGUUGGAAUUGGUCUUAGUUUGGCAGGUGCAUUAUCUAUAAUUAUGUAUGCACUAACAAGUGUUUUGACGAGACGAUUUGACGAACGUAAGGUUUUUAUAUUUUUAGGAUUAAUACCAAUGACAUUAGGUAUGAUACUUAAUUUUCCAAUGGGAAAUACAUAUCCUAAAAUUAAAAACUGUACAAUUGAAUCAUUGCUUCAUGAAAGUUUUGAUAGCACUUUGACUUCAAUUCCAGAUCCUUUAGAAUUGUCUUUAACAACAUUGCCAGGAGUACACAAUAUAGCUAAAAAUGAAAAGCAACCUUUUACACUAUUACCAGAAGAAUUUGGAAUAAUUAAUAAAGACUGGUACCUUCAACACCAUCAACCAUUGUAGAAGAAAUGAGUUCCACUAGUAAAAUGCCAGAGGCUUCAGUGUUUCUCGGAAAAACUGAUAAGAUGAACAUUAUUGAUGAAGAAAUGGCAUUCUCUACAGUCUCGUCACUUAUGUUGAACACCAUUGGCAGUGACAUGGAACUUUCAGCACUCAUCUCUCAAAUGAAUACUACAGGUUCAGAAGACAAUAUUCAUGCAAGAAGACGAAGACAUAUAAUUAGAGAUGGGGUCUGCCACGAUCUGGGGUGCCCACCAGAACAAGAGUGGUGUUAUUACACUCCUAUUAUUGAAAUCCCCCAGCUGGCAGUUUCAGCAUUUUUAGCAAUAAUUGGUUACCCUGUUGCUUUUACAUUAUCAAGUUCAUUUUUUUCUAAACUUCUAGGCCCUAAACCUCAAGGAGUUUGGAUGGGAAUUCUUACCAGCACAGGAGGUUUAUCCCGUGUUGUUGGUCCUAUAUUUGUAUCCUACUUGUACACAGCAUUGGGUACCAGGUGGACAUUUGGUAUACUGUUUUUAUUAAUGUGCAUUGUAGUUGUUGAAAUCUGUUUCUUAUAUCCAAAAUUGAUACCCAUGAAAAUAUGUAGAGCAAAAUGAUAAAAAGAGAACCACUCGCAGUAUUAGAAUAGAUUUAAAAAACAAAUGGUACUUAACCUAAUUAUCAUCAGAUAUACAAAGUUAUUUCUAAAAGCUAUUUAUACAAAUGUUCUACAUGUUAAAUUUGACAUUAAGAAUUCUUUUUAAGAAGGAAAAAUAUCUUACCAUGAAAACAAACCUGUGCUUGGUUUAGUGCUUGGUUAUGAUUAUAAUAAUAAUCAUGGGAAAUAGAUACACUAUUGUAUCCUGUACUAUUGUUACAGCUAGACAAUUAGAAUUUAACAUGCAGUAUAACACAGUAUUCAACUUAUUUGUAGAACCCUUAUCCAAUGUUUAUUGCAGAAAUCUUCAAAGAAUAAGUGUUGGGGAGUUUCUGGAUUUUUUUUAUGAUCUAUGGCAUAUUAGGUAUAGAUUGAUUUGGAAUGCAGUGAUAAAAACACACGUCAACAAGAUUAAGUAAUACACUGCAUGCACUUUGAAAAAGGAGUAGGGAUAUUGAGGUUUCGUGAUUCAACAGAGUCAAUCACAAUGGUUCUUUCUGGAAAGGCAUCUAAUCAGAAUGAUGGUGAAGGUGCUUUCUUCUCUGGAUAACCCUUUCUUGGUAAAACAUAUUGAUAAAAACUAUAUAUAUAAUCCAUGAAGAGCUACGUAAAUUUUUUAAAUUAUUUAGUUUUUUGUCUUAAAAUAUUUUCUACUAAAUAUGUUACUUAACCCAGUGAUGACUCAAGAAUGUCUUAGUGGUAAGACUUUGGCUCCACUCCGGCCUGUAUAAAAAUGUAUCCAUCACAUCUUGCUUGUCUCUCCUAAUCAGUUGAUCAGUGUUAGCUGAUGCUGAGCUUACUUUACUUUUCACUUCAUUUUUUACAAUAUUGUAAUAAAAUUAUUCAAUGUGGUAACAGUGAUGUGUUUCAUGUAAAGGACUAAUGUGAUAAUAACCUCUUCAGGAUACCCACCUUACUGUACUUAGUGAGGACUGAAUUAACAUGGAACAGAAGUCAGCCUGGUAAAUGCUUACUUAGUGUGGAUGCUGAGUAUGUCUUUCAAAUACUGCCAAGGUUUCUGUUUUCACUUGAUGCUAUUCAAUAAUUGUACUGUAUGACCCUGGUUUUAUGCUUAGUUUUGAUUAUAAUAAUAAUUUUUUUUUUUUUUUCAACAAGUCGGUCGUCUCCCACCGAGGCAGGGUGACCCAAAAAAGAAAGAAAAUCCCCAAAAAGAAAAUACUUUCAUCAUCAUUCAACACUUUCACCACACUCACACAUUAUCACUGCUUUUGCAGAGGUGCUCAGAAUACAACAGUUUAGAAGCAUAUACGUAUAAAGAUACACAAUAUAUCCCUCCAAACUGCCAAUAUCCCAAACCCCUCCUUUAAAGUGCAGGCAUUGUACUUCCCAUUUCCAGGACUCAAGUCCGACUAUAUGAAAAUAACCGGUUUCCCUGAAUCCCUUCACUAAAUAUUACCCUGCUCACACUCCAACAGAUCGUCAGGUCCCAAGUAUCAUUCGUCUCCAUUCACUCCUAUCUAACACGCUCAUGCAUGCUUGCUGGAAGUCCAAGCCCCUCGCCCACAAAACCUCCUUUACCCCCUCUUUCCAACCCUUUCGAGGACGACCCCUACCCCUCUUUCCUUCCCCUAUAGAUUUAUAUGCUUUCCAUGUCAUUCUACUUUGAUCCAUUCUCUCUAAAUGACCAAACCACCUCAACAACCCCUCUUCUGCCCUCUGACUAAUGCUUUUAUUAACUCCACACCUUCUCCUAAUUUCCACACUCCGAAUUUUCUGCAUAAUAUUUACACCACACAUUGCCCUUAGACAGGACAUCUCCACUGCCUCCAACUGUCUCCUCGCUGCUGCAUUUACCACCCAAGCUUCACAUCCAUAUAAGAGUGUUGGUACUACUAUACUUUCAUACAUUCCCUUCUUUGCCUCCAUGGAUAACAUUUUUUGACUCCACAUAAUAAUAUUAUUAUUAAAUAAUUAUUCUAGAAAAAGACUAGGAAACAAGUAGUUAUAUUAUUAGAGGUAUACCUAGAGUAUACCUAGAAGGUGUUGCAGAGGUACAUAAAAUUUUUUCACUUUUUUUUUUUCAACAAGUCGACCAUCUCCCACCGAGGCAGGGUGACCCAAAAAGAAAAUACAUUUAUCAUCAUUCAACACUUUCACCUCACUCAUACAUAAUCAGUGUUUUGGGCUAGUAACCCCUUUUCCUGUAUAGCCUACUAAAAAGAAAUAUUUUUUUCACAUGUCCUUUAUUAUUAUAGAUACUCAAACUUUUGUUCACAAGUAGUUACUCUGAUUCACUUGAGAAGAGUCACUAUGUUUGAACAAAACAUCACAUACUCUAAAAAUAAAGCUUCUUUUGCUUUCUUUAGUCUUUAUCACUACUUGUUGCCACAGUUUCACAAAUAAUUAUCUGUGAAUCACUGUGAUCAUCUCUCAUUUCUUAAGUUUUAUAUGACCUCCAAUAGGUUUUUCAAGUCAUGAAUACAGUACUGUAAUAAAAUGAUUUUAAAUGAUUAUUAGUUAUGUUAUUAUUUUAUUUGUCAUGUGCAUAACAGAUAUUAAGUGCUUGCACAAAUUGUUUAUUCCUGAAAAAUGAAUAUCAAAUGAUUGAAUGAGCAAUAUAUUUAAUUAACAAGUUAUUUAUAGUAUGCUCAGAUGUCUAUACUAAAUGCCUAUUAUGAAGAGUUUUGCAUCUCCAAGGAUCAGGCUCUGAACUAUUAUACCACUGUAUUAACACUGUAACCACACCAAAUUAUCCUUGAAGUUAUGUUUCAGUACCCUCUACAGAGGUCUCUUGAUGCUGGAAAGGGUUCUUGAGACAAUUUGGGUCAGUCUAGAGAAAUGGAGGAUAUGUAAAAUUCCUUGAAUCAAGAACACCUCACCAGCUUUAGGAAACCUUCCUUGAGGUUAUUAUUAUAUGCCUGUAUCAUAUCUCAUUGCACUUUGCAGCAGGACUAUUCAUUUAGUUGGAAGACUGGUUGAUAUAUACAUCUGUUUUUACUACAUUGGUCAUUUUCCACCAAGAUAAGACCCAAAGAAGGAAACCCAUUCACCAUCAUCAUUCAGUAUCUCUUUUGCUAGAAGUAUACAGACAUCGCCCAUCCUUCAGUAUUGGUGCUGUAUGUACUUCCUACCGUCAAAAUUGCAUCCUCCUUACCCACCCUUCAGGGUGAAAAUUACUGCACUUCAUGACUCACGAAAUUGUAAUACAAUUGCUAACAAACCAUGGUAUAGAUGAGGUUUGAACCCAUUUGUGGUCACAGUGAGACCUAUGCUAACUUCCCUAUGGUGUAUAAAUAUGCUGAGUUGGAUGAAUCUUUUUGCCCAGUGGCUCACACACUGGCCUGGAAUUUUACGACUCACUCACCAUGGGUUCAUACCACACCCAUACUGUGGUUUACUGUACUUUCUGCCUUCAAAACUGCAACCUCCCCACCCAUCCUUCAGAGUACAGGCACUUUACCACCCACUUCCAGCACCCAAAUCUGACUAAUUGGUCUCCCUAAACGAAUUGUAAACCUAAAAUCACUUCACCUACAUGUAUUUACCUUCAGAAAAUUAAUUUUUAUUUCAUAUAUACUUGUAUAUGGUUAUGUACAAUUAUUAUUUAUUUCCUCUAAGGUUUAAUAAGAAACAAACAGUAAUAAAUAUGUGAGGACUUAUGCGUAAUGCAAAAUAUUAGUACAUAUACUGUAUCACAGUAGAAUCCCCGUGUCCACUGAUUCGGUAUCCACUUUUUCAGUUAUCCAGUUUACUAUGGCCCAAAAAUGCCUCAUAUUUUUUUUUUUUUUAUUAACACAUCAGCCUUCUCCCACCAAGGCAGGGUGGCCCAAAAAAGAAAAUCUUUCAUCAUCAUCAUUCACUCUAUCACUGUCAUGCCAAAGGCACGCUUACACUACAGUUAUAAAACUGUAACAUUAACACCCCUCCUUCAGAGUGCAGACACUGUACUUCCCAUCUCCAGGACUCGAGUCUGACCUACCGGUUUCUCUGACUCCCUUCAUAAAUGUUACUUUGCUUGCACUCCAACAGCACGUCAAGUCCUAAAAAAAACAUUCAUCUCCAUUCGCUCCUAUCUAACAUGCUCAUGCAUGCUUGCUGGAAGUCAGAGCCCCUCACACACAAAACCACCUCUACCCCCUCCCUCCAACCAUUCCUAGGCUGACCCCUACCCCGCCUUCACUACAGAUUUAUACAUUCUUGAAGUCAUUCUAUUUCGUUUCAUCCUCUCUGCACGUCCCAACCAUCUCAGUAACCCCUCCUCAGCCCUCUGGAUAAUAGUUUUGGUAAUUCCGGGCCUCCUCCUAAUUUCCAAACUACGAAUUCUCUGCAUUAUAUUCACACGACACAUUGCCUUCAGAUAUGACAUCUCCACUGCCUCCAGCCUUCUCCUUGUUGCAACAUUCACCACCGAUGUUUCACACCCAUGUAAGAGCAUUGUUAUAACUAUACUCUCGUACAUUUCCCUCUUUGCUUCCCUGGACAAAGUUCUUUGUCUCCAGAGGCUACUCAGUGCACCAUUCACCUUUUUCCUCAUCAAUUCUGUGAUUCACCUCAAAUUUCACAGACCCAUCUGCUGACAUGUACACUCCUAAAUAUCUGAAUACAUUCACCUCCUCCAUACUUUCUUCCUAAGAGAAACCACGUAGUGCUUCCCAUCAUUGAAAAAGUGCGUAAUUUAUUUUGCAUAAUUUAUCAAUUAAACUUUAUAAUAGGUAUGUAUAGGGCUUAUAUAUAGGGUUUGCUAGUAUCCACGAUUUCGGUAUCUAUGGCAGGUCCUUGGAACGUAUCCCCCACAGAUACAGGGGUCAUACUGUACAAAAAAAAUUCUAUACAGAUGUCAUAUUACUUAUUCUGCUCGCAAGUUGAACAAAAUGGUACAAGAGCCAAGACCUAAGCAGAGAUGGAUACUAUAAUUUUGCUUAAUAGA